Molecule: messenger RNA, 707 nt
Organism: Leptinotarsa decemlineata (Colorado potato beetle)
Lineage: Eukaryota; Metazoa; Arthropoda; Insecta; Coleoptera; Chrysomelidae
Product: cathepsin B
Biological process (GO): proteolysis; regulation of catalytic activity
Molecular function (GO): cysteine-type endopeptidase activity
Source: RefSeq, a predicted model, not a curated record
UCGUUACAAGUUUUUGUUUAUAAAUAAAAGGAGUGAGUAUCAAAAGAGAAGUUUGUUUUUGUGGUGAUUAUUGGAUCAGUUGGUGUGAUCGUUAUAAAUUUCUAAUAGAGUAUUUUUUUUCAUUUGGUGCGUUCUAUAUUAGUGUCCUGAUAAAGAUGUGGAAAUUAAUCUUAACCACCUUUCUUUCAACAACCAUUGCCAUUCCUCCACAACCAGUUUUGUUCAUUCAAAGAGAACCCCACCCUCUCUCUGAUGAGUUCAUCGAAUCAAUAAAUAGGGCACAAUCUACAUGGACAGCCGGUCGCAACUUUGAAGAAAACAUUUCAAUGUCCCACAUCAAGGGGCUUAUGGGAGUACUUCCCAAUCACAAAAAUUUUCUUCCACCUAUUAUGAAGCAUAAUUUAGAAGGUGUGGAGAUUCCCACAGAGUUCGAUUCCAGACAAGAAUGGUCUCACUGUCCAACCAUUCAGGAAAUUAGAGAUCAGGGUUCAUGUGGAUCUUGUUGGGCCUUUGGAGCAGUUGAAGCAAUGUCAGAUAGAGUGUGUAUCCAUUCUGAAGGUUCUGUCAAUUUCCAUUUUUCUGCCGAUGAUCUUGUGUCUUGCUGCUGGACAUGCGGAAUGGGAUGCAACGGAGGAUUUCCAGGAGCUGCCUGGAACUACUGGGUACGAAAAGGGCUGGUAUCUGGAGGACCUUAUGGAUCAGAACAA